AUGAAUGGUAAAAAUAAAAUUGGAAAAAGAAUCUUUUGGUCUAGUCCAACAAUAUCGUUUCAAAAACUUAAUUCAUUUUUGACCUUAUAUCGACAAGAUCAAGAUCAACAUCGAUUGAUAUCAGCACCGUUUGCAUCUGUAUUCUAUUGUACAAAAAGUGAAAGUGAAAAUCAAGGUAAAGUAUAUCAAGAAGAAUUACGUCGAAAUACUUUGUGGACAGCCUGUUAUGCAGAAGAUUAUAUCAUACAAUUGUAUCUGGCAGAUUUAGGAACAAUUCGUGAACGAAGAAAAUUACUAUUUGAUGUUGGUUCGAAUAAAGGGUAUGUAUUAGCUGCUUGGAAAUCAAUUUGGUCUCCACAAAAUGGAGUUAACCAACGAAGUUUGGGAAAAUAUUUAUCUGAGAAAUUAUUACUUUCUGAUUGUGGUGUAUGUAACGACUGUAAUGAACCAUUACUAUCAACCAAAGUCAAUAUCUCUAGACACACGAAUGUAUUAGUAGAAAUACAUGCAUUUGAGCCACAAUUGAGCAAUUAUGGAAUUUUACAUCAAGUACAGAAAUGGACAAAUGAUACUUAUCUUUAUGUGCACAAUCUAGCGAUAAGUAAUCAUACAGGUACUGCUGUGCUAUUAAAAUGUGGUCGAGGAGGUGAAGCUUGUGGUUUAACAGUAGAGAAAAAUCUUACAAAUACCGAACGAUUUUUAUUAGUCAAUGUGACAACACUCGAUAGAUUUGUGCAAAAAUUUCAAAUUACAGAAAUAAUUGAUAUAUUGAAGAUAGAUACAGAAGGAUAUGAUCUAUUAGUUUUAACGGGAGCAAAUCUUAUCUUCAAACGUCAACAAAUUCGUUUACUUAUCUUUGAACAUCAUCAAGUCGGUUUCUGGGCAAGCAUUCAUCUACGAGAUGUUGUUGAAAAUUUAGAUUCUAAAGGCUAUACAUGCUAUAUGCUUGGUAGAACAGGACUCAUUCGAAUAACACGAUAUAAUAAUAAAAUGUUGGAAUAUUGUAUAAUUGAUUGUAUGUGA
Molecule: messenger RNA, 1023 nt
Organism: Adineta steineri
Lineage: Eukaryota; Metazoa; Rotifera; Eurotatoria; Adinetida; Adinetidae
Source: the annotation of a GenBank genome assembly